GGAUAGGGCUGGUUGGAUACUGAAUUCAUGCACGUUCCUGGCCGGCAUGAGCACAAGAUCCUGGUGAUCGAGCAAUUGCGGCAAGCUGUGACUAUCCGCAUGGAUAAAGCUCCAGUGAUGGAUGACAGGGGUUGCAAGGAUGGUCUGAUCCGCCGUGGAUGGUAUAGAUGGUAUAGAUGGUAUAUUCUCUGGGCUCGGCUUUUUCGAGGCACCUUUGCGCCAGACUCCCGUACGGCCGAAGGUGACCCCCCGAGCACGAUAAUCCGACUCCCACUUCAGAGUCACGGUGUCUCGGGUGCAGGAAAGGCCUUUCUGAAAGCAACGCGUACAGACCGGCUGUUUCUCAUCGCAUUUCACUUUGCUACGCCGGCAGUGGGAGCAUCCACGGUGGGAGCGGGUGCGCGGUCCACUCAUUGUCUGGUGGUCCUCGUGUCCUCGCGGAAGUGGCUGGCGGGCAUGAUAGUUUGCUUUUCUUUUUGCACUCAAGUCUUACACUCAGCUCUUGUCUUCAGAUUCUCUAACUCUAACAUUCUUCAACGCUCUUUUGACCGGGGUGAUUGAAAAGCAGCGAUUUUCUCCUG
Aspergillus fijiensis CBS 313.89 is the source of this 581-nucleotide messenger RNA. RefSeq lists its product as uncharacterized. Lineage: Eukaryota; Fungi; Ascomycota; Eurotiomycetes; Eurotiales; Aspergillaceae. Bases 28 to 561 code for a protein of 177 amino acids. The transcript has a single exon. The record is from RefSeq and is a predicted model, not a curated record.